Molecule: messenger RNA, 768 nt
Organism: Exophiala bonariae
Lineage: Eukaryota; Fungi; Ascomycota; Eurotiomycetes; Chaetothyriales; Herpotrichiellaceae
Exons: 3
Coding region: 1-768 (255 amino acids)
Source: RefSeq, a predicted model, not a curated record
AUGACGGUGACUUCGAUUGCAAUCAUCCGGCUCAAAGAUGGCGUACAGCCAGAAGACCCCAAUACUUCUGCCGGAACGCUGCUCCAGGGACGCGUCUCUGAAAUAUUGACCUCACCAGGAGCUCAAAGGUGUUAUUGGGGCCGAGCAAUCGAGUCAGCGGAUCUUUUUUAUCUGCUGGUCGACUGGAAUACUUUGCAAGAUCACGUUGACUUUACGACGAAUAGGUAUGGAUACUUGACCAAACUCAACAUCAGUGGGAAAACCGAAACAGACCUAUCACCACUCUUCAACGGGGCACCCACAGUAUAUCACGUCGAGCUCACAGCAUUCCCGCCCAAUGCGAUAAGCAAGCCAAUGUCGCCCGUCGCAGAAAUCGUCACGAUCUACUUCCCAUCAAAUCUGUCUACAGAGUCCCAGCACAAGAUUGUCUCCAACACGGGGAAGUUCAGAAGCGUACUGGCUGAUCCAGGGGGCUGUAAUGCAAGUUCUGGAGGCUGGAUUAUGGAGGAAGUCGAAGUACCGGGCCAGGGCAAUAAAGGUAGAGCUUUCGUCAUGAUAUUUGGCUGGGACAGUAUCGAGGCUCACACAGAGUGUGUGAAGACGCCGAGAGUCCAGGAGCAUGUUCACUUAAUUGCAGAAUUAGAAGGGACGACACGGUGGACAGUCGGAUUAGCGGCCGAGCUGUUCACACGUGCUGCAAUUGAGGGCGCAUCUGCUCAAGUGGAGAAGCGCCAGUUGGAUUUGGCCCAGGAAAUUCCCGAAAUGUAG